This is a messenger RNA of Mesorhabditis belari, 336 nucleotides long. NCBI's taxonomy places the organism in Eukaryota, Metazoa, Nematoda, Chromadorea, Rhabditida, Rhabditidae. The record is from the annotation of a GenBank genome assembly.
AUGAGGUUUUUCGUGAUCGUUUCGUUGUUUGUUGUGGCAGGGUUGGCGAUCACUUGCUAUGAGGCGAUCAAUAACAAUGGAUAUCGGCCACCGAAUGAUCGAACAACUUGCUCGAACUCAACGGCGGACUUUUGUUUCAAGGAAACAUGGAAAAACGCUACCGUAUACCAGACGACGUGGGGAUGUCAAGCGGGUUGUCAAGCCCAAUCCUGGGAUAAAGGCGGUGUCGAGUUCCAUCAUUACUGCUGCAAAAAGGACAAGUGUAACUCGGCGAAUUCCCCUUUUUCGGUGUUCUUCCUAGUAGUCGUUGCUCUAUUCGCCAUGGUUCAGAAAUUC